CUCUCAUCCAUUGAUUUCUUCUUCUUUGCCAAACCUUCCUUCAUCAAAGCCCUCAAAUCUUCACACCAAUUUUCAUCUCAAUUAAAGCUCAAAUCUUCACUAAUUUGCCCCCAUUUUCUUCCCCCUUCUGUCUUAUCCUCUCAUUUCCCUCGAUUAUCAUCUCUUUUUUUUAGACCUUUGCUGGGUUCGUCACGAACCCAGGCGUGACUUGGGUCCAUCGCGCCCGAGUUCAUCUUGGGUUCGUGAUGAACCCAGAGCAUGCUUGGGUGGGUUCGUCCUGGGUUCUUCGCAAACCCAAGAUGAACCCAGCUCACGAGGCUGGGUUGGCAACGAACCCAGCUUGCGCCUGGGUUCGUCACAAACCCAAGCAGUUUUGCGAAAGGGAUGCAGUGAGUCCUGUAUUCUGCGUCCCUGUCUUUAGUGGAUCGACAACGCUGAGGCCUAAGGCCACGCCACCAUUUUCGUCGCCAAGUUUUUUGGUCGCUCUGGCCUCAUCUCCUUCCUUUCCACCAUUUCAGAAUCUCAGCGUCCUGGUGGCGGUGGAGACCAUUCUCCUUGGUGGAACUUUCUGGCCAUUGCCGGAGUUGACGGUUUCUCCACUAGCAUCCAAUGAAACUUCAGAAGCAACUUGGACAGAUACUCGAAAGCUCCAAGAAAUAAUGAAUCUGAACUUGAACUUCAGAUUUACAAAUUUGAGAUCCAAGGUCUCGCCAAAGCAAAAGAUGGAGGAGGAAUUUAAGAAACCACUUCCAUCCGAUCUGGAUCUCUGCUUGACCCCUACCUUCAUAGCCAAGGAAGUGACGGACGGCAGGCAUCCGGACACUCCAUCCGGUGUUACAGCCUGCUUGGACAGUGGGUUCGGAGCAAAGUUGAAAGGAGGAUUUUAUGUUGACCCUGAAGCCAAGCUUUUGUUUCUGGAGUUGUUUGUUUGAGAAGAACAUGCUUUUUUUUUUUUUGAUAGAGAUUGAGAACCUAGCUCGCACUUGGGUUUGUGA
Molecule: messenger RNA, 995 nt
Organism: Rubroshorea leprosula
Lineage: Eukaryota; Viridiplantae; Streptophyta; Magnoliopsida; Malvales; Dipterocarpaceae
Source: the annotation of a GenBank genome assembly